Molecule: messenger RNA, 645 nt
Organism: Spirometra erinaceieuropaei
Lineage: Eukaryota; Metazoa; Platyhelminthes; Cestoda; Diphyllobothriidea; Diphyllobothriidae
Source: the annotation of a GenBank genome assembly
AUGGCUGACGAGUACGCAGACUUGAAGCAGAUGUUGCAGCAGCAGCUGAAGCUGAUGGAGGCUCUGACCGUCAAGCUAUCCAAUUCAUCUAUGGACCAAUCAAGCGCGGCUGGUGGUUCACAAUCUGUUGAUCACAUUGCCGGCAGCAUCACCGAAUUCUUUUAUGACCCGCAGGCCCAUAUCACCUUUGAUUCCUGGUACAAGCGAUACGAGGACUUGUUCUCUGUCGAUCUGGCUGCCCAGGACGAUGCAUGGAAGGUCCGACUUCUACUUCGCAAACUGGGUCCGGCUGAACACGAGCGUUAUGCAAACUUCAUCCUUCCCAAGAAUCCCCGGGAAGUCGCUUUCAAGGACACGGUUCAGACGUUGUCGCAGAUUUUUGGUGAGCAAACAUCCCUCUUCAACACUCGAUUUCAGUGCUUGCAACUGUGCAAACGAGAUUCCGAUGAUUUUAUCACGUACGCGGGCAUUGUUAAUCGUGAGUGUGGGCGUUUCCAACUCGGUUCUCUCACUGAAGACCAGUUUAAAUGCCUUAUAUUUAUCUGCGGCCUCCAGUCCCCCAAGGAUGCUGAUAUCCGGACACGUCUCCUGUCCAAAGUGCAGCAGAACAACUCCACCACACUCCAAGAGCUGGCAGCAGAGUGA